Molecule: messenger RNA, 873 nt
Organism: Symbiodinium sp. CCMP2592
Lineage: Eukaryota; Dinophyceae; Suessiales; Symbiodiniaceae
Source: the annotation of a GenBank genome assembly
AUGCAGAGUUUGAGGGACUCGUCUGCACAAACGAUCGCUUUGGUCACCGAUUGCAACAUUCAGGUUCCAGCAAAUUUUGUUGACAAGAUCUCCAAACGGAUCGAUGCGGAGAGGAACCCACAGAUUCAUCAAGGACGUCAAGCACCACGGCAUCUUGCACCUUCCGACCACAUGGCUGCAGGACAGACACCAAUCAUGGACGCGAGCCUCACACAGGAAGAACGUGAUCGUGUGACGCACCCAGCCGCUUCCAAUCAGGCACAGGAAGCAAUCGUCGGGUCUCAUGGAACGCCAACACCUACCAUGACCACAAAGGUCAAAGGCAAAACCAAGAACCCAGAAGAUAACCUUCGAUGGGAAAGACAACUUGUGAAGGCUGUCCGUAUUGCGGUCGUGCAGCUCUGGGAGGUCGCCAGAGAUGGUCCCGCUUUCCACGGCAGAGUGCAACAUCGCGGUGAUUCUGCUUGCACGAGCUUUUCGCACGGGGGAGGCCUCCCGUCUGUGGUGUACUCUCACGUUGGCGUGCCGAAACGCAGAGGCGACCCCACGGAUGCGCCAACUGGUUAUGCUUGGGAACCGCCGUUUGAACGGGAGAUGUUCCCCACAGUGGAGCCCAGUGAAUUUCCUGCAAAUAUCCGACUGGCAUACAUUCAAUGGACCAAUGGCCAAGGGGGCCUGACGGUUGUGUCUUUCGGCCCUUGGGAGCGGAAGCCGGUGUCCAAAAUCGCGGCAGCUGGAUCGAGGGAUCGGCGUAUCGUGGACUAUGUCACUAUGUGCUGCCUGGACCCCAUCGAUCCUUCGGAUGCCCGCCGCUGCCUGCGUGAAAUGUGUCGAGUUGGGUGGCUUCGUCUGGAUCUGCCUGAGUCGACUUAA